Trichoderma breve is the source of this 597-nucleotide messenger RNA. RefSeq names its product ras family domain-containing protein. The record is from RefSeq and is a predicted model, not a curated record. Bases 1 to 597 code for a protein of 198 amino acids. The transcript is spliced from 4 exons. Gene Ontology annotation, molecular function: GTPase activity; GTP binding. Gene Ontology annotation, biological process: small GTPase-mediated signal transduction. Lineage: Eukaryota; Fungi; Ascomycota; Sordariomycetes; Hypocreales; Hypocreaceae.
AUGGCUAGUGGGAGUCCGCAAAAUGUCAUCCGCAGGAAGCUCGUCAUCAUCGGAGAUGGUGCCUGCGGCAAGACAAGUCUGCUCAGCGUCUUCACACUUGGUUAUUUCCCUACAAUUCCCACCGUCUUCGAAAACUACGUAACCGACUGCAGAGUAGAUGGCAAGUCCGUGCAGCUUGCUCUGUGGGAUACGGCCGGCCAAGAAGACUACGAACGCUUACGACCCCUUGCCUACUCCAAGGCGCAUGUCAUCCUAAUAGGCUUCUCCGUCGAUACGCCCGAUUCUCUUGACAAUGUCAAACACAAGUGGAUUGAGGAAGCUACUCGCCUUUGCGAAGGAGUACCGAUCAUACUCGUCGGAUUAAAGAAAGAUCUGCGCGAUGAUCCCGUUGCCAUCGAGGAGAUGCGCAAAAAAUCAUUGCGAUUCGUCACUGCGCACGACGGCGAGGGCGUCGCUCGAGAGAUUGGCGCUAAGAGAUAUCUCGAAUGCUCCAGUUUGAGUGGAGAGGGCGUUGAUGAUGUGUUUGAGGCGGCUACCCGAGCGGCUCUCCUCACAUUCGAGAAGGGGGAGAGCACAGGCUGUUGCGUUGUUCUGUAG